AUGGCCGCACCGAGCCCGGGGCCCCACGAGGUCCUGGCCCCCUCCCCAGAGGCUGGAUGCAGAGCAGCCACCUCGACGUCUGGCCGCCGUGGCCUCCUCUGGCGCCUCCGAGACAAGCAGGCUCGCCGAGGCCUGUUUGAGAUCGGCCCGGGGCAUGAGCUGCACCAGCUGACGCGCAUGAUACAAGCAGGGCUGUGGGCUGCCACCCAGGUCUCCAUGGGCCACCCGCCCACCGGACCGCCUACUGAGGAGGAUUUCUCCGAGGUCCUGACCCAGGUCCACGAGGGCUUCGAGAUGGGAACCCUGGCUGGCCCCGCCUUCGCCUGGCUGCGCCAAUCCCUAGGCCUGGCUGAGGAGGACUAUCAGGCAGCCCUAGGCCCCGGAUGCCCCUACCUGCAGUUCCUCAGCACCUCCAAGAGCAAGGCCAGCUUCUUCCUGUCCCACGACCAGCGCUUCUUCUUGAAGACCCAGCGGCGUCGGGAGGUGCGGGCGCUGCUCGCCCACCUGCCCCGCUACGUGCAGCAUCUGCAGAGGCACCCACACUCGCUCCUUGCCCGGUUGCUGGGAGUGCACAGUCUGCGGGUGGCUCGGGGAAAGAAGGAAUUCUUCAUCAUCAUGCUGAGUGUCUUCUACCCCGCCGGCCGCAUCUCCGAGAGGUAUGACAUAAAGGGCUGUGAAGUGAGCCGAUGGGUGGAGCCAGCCCCCGAGGGUAGCCCCCUUGUCCUGGUGCUGAAGGACCUCAACUUUCAAGGCAAGACCAUCGACCUGGGGCCCCAGCGGAGCUGGCUCCUCCACCAGAUGGAACUGGACACUGCCUUCCUCCGGGAGCUCAACGUGCUCGAUUACAGCCUCCUGAUGGCCUUCCAGCGUCUCCACGAGGAUGAGAGGGGCCCUGGCAGCAGCCUCCUCUUCCGCACGGUCAGGUCUGUGCGAGGGGUACAGAGCCCGGAGGAGCCGGGAUCCCAGAACCGCCGGCUGCUGCCUGACUCCCCCAACGCCUUGCACAUCCUGGAUGGGCCGGAGCAACGCUAUUUCCUGGGCCUCGUGGAUCUCGCCACGGUCUAUGGGCUCCGCAAGAGGCUGGAGCACCUAUGGAAGACGCUGCGCUACCCGGGCCGGACCUUCUCUACCGUCAGCCCCGCUCGCUACGCCCGUCGCCUCUGCCAGUGGGUGGAGGCACAUACCGAGUGA
Messenger RNA from Enhydra lutris kenyoni (northern sea otter), 1191 nucleotides. RefSeq names its product phosphatidylinositol-4-phosphate 5-kinase like 1. The record is from RefSeq and is a predicted model, not a curated record. The coding region runs from base 1 to 1191 and encodes 396 amino acids. NCBI's taxonomy places the organism in Eukaryota, Metazoa, Chordata, Mammalia, Carnivora, Mustelidae. Gene Ontology annotation, biological process: phosphatidylinositol metabolic process. Gene Ontology annotation, molecular function: phosphatidylinositol kinase activity. The transcript is spliced from 10 exons.